GUCUUCUGUUCGCCGCUUAGCAACGGGACGCCAGCACUGCGCUACCAUGGUAACAUAAUUUGCGUCAACCGACCGUGUCGUGCGCCAGAGAAUGGGGACGAAAAACAAUAUGGUGGAUCUUUUUGAAUUUUAAAGUUUUUAAAAAAUGAUGUGAAACAGAACAAGAAAAUUGUGACCCUUUUAGAGAAUGGUGUUUUAUUUCACGAGCGAAGUUGUCUCACCACCCUAUACGAUUUACAUGGGCAUCGAUAAACAUGAGAACGAAGAUUUGAUCAAGCAUGGUUGGCCAGAAGAUAUUUGGUUUCAUGUGGAUAAAGUGUCAUCAGCACACGUGUAUUUGAGGCUACCAAAGGGCCAGUCAAUAGAUGAUAUUCCUUCCACUGUGUUAGAUGACUGUGCACAACUGGUGAAAGCUAACAGCAUUCAAGGAAACAAGAUGAAUAAUGUUGGUGUAGUGUACACACUUUGGGAAAAUUUAAAGAAAACAAAUGACAUGGAGGUUGGGCAAGUUGGUUUUCAUAAACAGAAAGAGGUGCGUUCGAUGAAAGUUGAGAAGAGAAUCAACGAGGUAGUGAAUCGUUUGAAUAAGACGAAAACAGAACGAUUUCCUGACCUGAGGGUGGAACGAGAACAACGUGAUCAAGAGGAAAGAGAAGACAAACGCAAGGAAAUGCAGGAGAAGAGACAACUGGAAAAAGAAGAAGAGAGGAGACGUGCAGCUGAAGCAGAAGCAAGGAGUUACUCUAAUUUAAUGAAUCCUGAGAAUAUGAAAAGCAACCAGGCUGGGGGCUCUGAUUCUGACGACUUUAUGUGAAAAGGCCUGUCAGCUAGGUACAGCAAUGGAUUGUGAUGUAUAACUGGGGAGAGUUGAG
Messenger RNA from Dendronephthya gigantea, 872 nucleotides. RefSeq names its product coiled-coil domain-containing protein 25-like. The record is from RefSeq and is a predicted model, not a curated record. The transcript has 10 exons. Lineage: Eukaryota; Metazoa; Cnidaria; Anthozoa; Malacalcyonacea; Nephtheidae. Bases 188 to 814 code for a protein of 208 amino acids.